AUGAAUCGGAGGGAACUUGUCCCUCGCCCCCAACGUGCGGAAUCUAGCCUUUCUGGAUCCAUCAACAGGAGGGGCCCCUACCUCGACUUCCUCCCUCGACACAGUGGAUGCCAACAAUGGACCAUAACUUUAAAUCGCAAUAUGGCCCGGUACUUUAUGCAUCUCAACUUUUUCAUGGACGUCGUGACUAGUUCGUCGAUCGCGGGCGCUGAUUUGCAGAAAGGCCUGCCUAUCCCUGUGACAGCCGAACUACUGCAUCCUUGUUCACAAUCACAGACCCCAAACCAGGCCAAUGGCAUUGUCAUGCAGGCGGUCUGCUGCGAACAGCAUCCCACCACGCAUACAUCCAGGGCUGCACAUGGGAUGCACAGCAACUGGGUGGUCGAGGCCUAUCUAGACGGGUGGAGUCCUGUCAAUGAUCUGCCGUGUCUCGACCGAGCUUUUGCGAUAAUGAUCCUACUCGCAGAUCGUAGGUCGUGGAAUGAUGGUCCACUGCGCGGUAAUAAGCCCGAAUGGUCAUUGACUUCCACGAAUUAUGCAGUCAUGGAUAUGUCCAUGUUCCAUUUCGUCAAUCGAGAAGCGGCAUGGGCAUGCCAUUACAGGAAACAAGGUAGUCUAGAAGACCCACUGUGCAACUCGCCAGACCAAGAUAAUGCUCAGCUACUAUUGAGGUAACCGGGCUCACGUCACACAAAUCAUAAGGUGUGC
This is a messenger RNA of Aspergillus eucalypticola CBS 122712, 708 nucleotides long. RefSeq lists its product as uncharacterized. NCBI's taxonomy places the organism in Eukaryota, Fungi, Ascomycota, Eurotiomycetes, Eurotiales, Aspergillaceae. The transcript has 3 exons. Bases 1 to 675 code for a protein of 224 amino acids. The record is from RefSeq and is a predicted model, not a curated record.